CAUUUCUUCCAAGCCCUCAUCAACCUCACCUCUCCCCCUCCCACCCUCUAGCUUCUUCAUCAAAUCACCAAUCCACCCACACCAACAUCAAGAUCAACCCUAAAAUAUAGAUACAUAGAUAGAUCACCACCUCCUUCGCACACCAAACCCUAUCUCUCACCUUUCUUUCUCCAUUGUUGCACCUUCUUUUUCUUACUCUGUAGUUUAGCUGAGCAGCCGAUACAACGUCAUGGCGUCCACCAGCGACAGCCUCCCUAGCUCGCCGUCGCUCCCCGCCACGGCCGGCCUCGACUCCGGCGCCGACCAGGAAUUCACCUCGCACCACCACGGCCACGGCCUCUUCCUGCCCUCCUCCUCUUCCUCCUACCUUGAUUCCCCCUUCCACGGCCUCCUCCCCAGCUCGCCCUCCGCCGCCGUCAUGUCCCCCUCGCAGGGGGCGGCGCCGCCGCCGCACCCUCCGCCUCCGGCUCCGUCGUCCAAGCCGCCCAAGAAACGCCCGAGGGCGUCGCGCCGCCCGCCCACCACGGUGCUCACCACCGACACCUCCAACUUCCGCGCCAUGGUGCAGGAGUUCACCGGCUUCCCGGCCCCGCCCUUCGUCGCCGCGCCGCCGCCAAGCGUCCGCCCACGCCUCCUGGGCGGCGGCGUCGGUGGCACCUCCGCCGUCCUCCCGCCCUUCUUGCUCCGCCCCUCCCCACUCAAGUACACGCACAGCCCCGCGCCGCCGCUGCCCAGCGGCCUCCUCGGCAACGCGCCAGGCCCAGGCGCCGCCGCCGUCACCAGCACGAGCUCCCUGGUGGACGCGCUCGCGCUGUUCGCCAAGAGCAACGUCAUGGCCGGCGGCGCGGCGCCACCAACCGCCGCCACCGCCUCGUCCGGCGCCGGAUCAGGCGCCGCCGAUCAGUACCACCACCACCACCACCACGGCGGCAUGAUGGGCGGGCUGUUCAACCCGUUCGACGACUACGAUGCUGCGGCCGCCGCCGCCGAAGGCGACAAGGUGCACGGCGGGGCCGGCGCCACCGGCCAUGGCGGCUUCUUCUCCCCCUUGGGCGCCGGCGACAAGUACGACGACCGGCACUAGCCCCACCACGACGCACGCCGCGUCGCCGCGUGUACGUAUCUCCCCCUCUCUCUCUCCCACUAUACCUCUGCGUCUGCGUGUGUGUAGAGAGAGAGAGAGAGAGAAGCAUAGCUAAGCUAGCUCUAGCAAAAUGAAGCUGAUGACGAAGCUUCUACUACUUGGCCACUGCAACUGUUUGGCAUUUGUUGUGAGAUUCACUUAAUUUUUCUUGUUUGGUUUUGAGAUGAUGAUGAUCCGACGCAUGUACAUAAAUUUAUUUAAUUUGGAUCUUCUUUGUUUUGCUUCCUCCAAACGCUUUGAUUAAUUUUUGUAUGUUUUUUUUUCUAAUUAAGUGGUCAAAAAUGUUUGGUGCAAUUAUGUUCAUUUGAAUUAAACGGGAUUAAUUAAGCUAGCAAGCAAAGCAGGCUAGGUUCGAUCGAUGCAUGCAUUGCACUGAUCUAUCGAGCGUUUCAAAGAUUACUCGUAGAAAAUAUUCAGACUUUGGAAAGGCACAUAUUGUGUUCGGUUUCCAUCGCUAGCGAGAGCUUAGCUAGCUAACAAGAGUGUACGUCCUUUUCGAGAUGAGAUGAAACCAUAUCCAACUCCUCCUUUAGUUUCUUCCCUUCCAUUUCUAUCGGUUUUUUUUUUUUGGAUGGAUGUAUGCACGCCGUACCUUCUGUGAAAGGUACGGUUAUUGUUAGCCAAGAUUAAUUUGUGCUUUGUCUUGGCUAUUAUUCUAAUUUUAUCUCACACACAGUUCAUUGGCUCAUGAGACAUGUGUAUUUGUUGCUACGUGCAAGUUGCAAUUAAUUCAUGUGUAAACUGUU
Messenger RNA from Oryza brachyantha (malo sina), 1890 nucleotides. RefSeq names its product proline-rich protein 36-like. NCBI's taxonomy places the organism in Eukaryota, Viridiplantae, Streptophyta, Magnoliopsida, Poales, Poaceae. Bases 230 to 1084 code for a protein of 284 amino acids. The record is from RefSeq and is a predicted model, not a curated record. The transcript has a single exon.